AUGACCGUUAUCGUCGAGCGGGUCACGGACACGUCGCCGGCAACGGUGGACAAGUACGCCGAGCUCAUCGCGCGCGCGUUCCGCCCGAUCCCGUUCACCAAGCUUCUGUCCGGGUUCGAGGGCGAGGGGGACGACGACCCCGGCUGGCUGCGGCUGCUUGCGCGUCUCAAGGCGGAGGUGUACGCCGGCGUGCGCGACCUCGAGGUAUGGUCUGCGCGGCGGGAGGGCGACGACGAGCCCGGCGCGGCCAUGAUCGUCGCGCCGCCCGGCGUGGAGUGGGGCAAGACCCCGCACGCGGACAACGAGUUCUCGCGCGAGAUGGACGCGCGGCAGACCGAGGAUCUACGAGAGACCCGCAAGACUAUGUGGGCGUACAAGGCCCAGGUCGCGGCGGCCUUCGGGCCAGAGGGCGAGACGCCGCGCUACAGCGUGUGCUGGCUCGCCACGGCGCCAGGACGCCAAAGGCAGGGCCUCGCAGCCGCGCUGAUAUCGCACGUCCUGGACCGCGCGCACGCAGAGGCCAACUACGUCACGCUGCUCACGCAGACCAAGGAGAAUGUAAAAUGGUACCUGCGCUUCGGGUUCAAAGUGCUCGCUGCUGUCGAGUUCCAGGUCAAGGACGUGCAGGGGGGAUACUGGACCAUGAGCUCGGAGAGGGAGGAAGACCGCAGGAGGUAG
This is a messenger RNA of Vanrija pseudolonga, 678 nucleotides long. RefSeq lists its product as uncharacterized. Bases 1 to 678 code for a protein of 225 amino acids. The record is from RefSeq and is a predicted model, not a curated record. NCBI's taxonomy places the organism in Eukaryota, Fungi, Basidiomycota, Tremellomycetes, Trichosporonales, Trichosporonaceae. Gene Ontology annotation, molecular function: acyltransferase activity, transferring groups other than amino-acyl groups. The transcript is spliced from 4 exons.